Molecule: messenger RNA, 1605 nt
Organism: Chelonia mydas (Green sea turtle)
Lineage: Eukaryota; Metazoa; Chordata; Testudines; Cheloniidae
Gene: ZCRB1
Product: zinc finger CCHC-type and RNA binding motif containing 1
Exons: 8
Coding region: 162-815 (217 amino acids)
Biological process (GO): mRNA splicing, via spliceosome
Cellular component (GO): U12-type spliceosomal complex
Molecular function (GO): zinc ion binding; RNA binding
Source: RefSeq, a predicted model, not a curated record
UCGCAGAAUGUGUUUAUUUCGUGCGUUCCCGGAAGGGCGCCGCAGGAGGAGUGGGGACGAUGAGCCCGCUCUCAGCGCGCCCGGCGAGAGGAGGAAGCGGCUAGGAGUCAUGUCUUCCUACCCCGCCUGAGCUGCUUCACGGGCAGCUCCGCGUGAGAAAAAUGAGUGGUGGGUUAGCACCAAGUAAAAGCACAGUUUAUGUGUCCAACUUGCCCUUCUCUCUGACCAACAAUGACUUAUACAGGAUUUUUUCCAAGUAUGGGAAAGUUGUUAAAGUUACUAUUAUGAAGGACAAAGACACCAGGAAGAGUAAAGGAGUUGCAUUUAUUUUGUUUUUGGAUAAAGAAUCGGCACAAAACUGUUCUCGGGCGCUUAACAACAAACAAUUAUUUGGAAGAGUGAUAAAAGCAAGUAUUGCUAUUGACAAUGGAAGAGCAGCGGAAUUCAUCCGUAGACGUAACUACUUCGAUAAAUCUAAAUGUUAUGAAUGUGGGGAAACAGGACACUUAAGUUAUGCUUGUCCUAAAAAUAUGCUAGGAGAGCGUGAGCCUCCAAAAAAGAAAGAAAAGAAGAAAAGGAAGAAAAUAGUUGAACCGGAAGAAGAACUUGAGGAAGAGGAAGAAAGUGAAGAUGAGGGUGAAGAUCCUGCCCUGGAUAGCCUCAGCCAGGCCAUAGCUUUUCAGCAAGCCAAAAUUGAAGAAGAGCAGCAAAGAUGGAAACAGACUGCAGGGGAACCUUCAACGUCUGACGAUUCGAGAAGACCACGGAUUAAAAAAAGUGCAUAUUUCAGUGAUGAGGAAGAAUUUAGUGACUGAUUUAUAUAUACGUAUAUAUGAGAGAGAGAGUGUACAUUUGUACAGUAUUACAGAGCUGUCUGGAAUAUAGCUUUGUUUUAGAGCUAAAUAAAGUUGCUGCUAAAACUUAUGCUAUUAUAAAUUAAACAAAAAUACUAAUUUCUAAUAAUAUUUCUAAUACAAUGUCUGAUUUCAGAUAUCAUGUUUCUGAAUUUUUAAUUUGAGUUUAGCAUCCUGUGUUAGACCUGGAUCCUUCAGCAUGUAACACUGAGGCCUUAAUGUGAAAUUUCAGCCCUGGGUAGAGGCUUGUGCAUCACUUACGUUCUGUUUAAGGCCUAUUUGCAAGUGGAGCUUCAGUGAUGUAUAGGCCUUGCUUUGGUCCCUCCUCCUGGGGCUGAAUUUCACCCUUAGUGACCAUUAUUCUAAAGUGUAGGGUGUUAUAAUAGGAUAACUGCAAAAUAGAAUCUAAAUUGCCAACUGCUACGUUAUAACUUUAGUCAGUGUUUGUGAAACAAUUUAGCAAGUUGCUGUUAUUCAAGAGGAACAUUAAAAGGCUUUAUUCUGUUUUUGUUCUGGAUCUAUGUACAGUUUUAGUAAUUAAUUAUUGCUUGUCAUAAACCUAUCACUGAAAAUACAAACUUUCUGGGAAUCACAAAAGUUAAGUGAGAUAUGGUGUUUAUGAAUGUUUACUGAAAAUCUCCAUGAGCAUUUUUUUAAGAUUGCUGGAAAUUUUAUUGGUGUUGCAUUAGAGGAAUACAUGUAUUUUUAAUGAAUAUGCUUUCUUUUUUAAAUAAAUAUUUGAAGACUCUCA